Salvia splendens (bonfire salvia) is the source of this 2242-nucleotide messenger RNA. RefSeq names its product transcription factor TCP24. Bases 244 to 1134 code for a protein of 296 amino acids. The record is from RefSeq and is a predicted model, not a curated record. Lineage: Eukaryota; Viridiplantae; Streptophyta; Magnoliopsida; Lamiales; Lamiaceae. The transcript has 2 exons. Gene Ontology annotation, molecular function: sequence-specific DNA binding; DNA-binding transcription factor activity. Gene Ontology annotation, cellular component: nucleus.
AGCGCUUUGGAUUUUUGUUAUUAAAAACAACUGCAGAAAAAGCUUUUUCUCCCUUCUAAAUUCACCCAACCCUUUAUCUCUCUUUUCUUCAAUCUUUCACCCUUUAUACAUUUAACUCAGUACAUUUAAUCCCUCCCUGAUCCCUACUCUUCUCUAGCUACCUAGCUAGCUCCUUUUUCAGCUCAAAAACCCUAAUUCUCCAAACUCAGCUCUCACAAAACCGGUAUGAGACUCAAACUGUAAAUGGAGGUGGAUCAGAUCCCGUGUAAAUUCCCCAAUAUUAGCAAUGGCGGCUAUGCUUCACCGAUAGCAAGCCAGAGAGAGAAGAACAAAAUGAACGAUGAGCAAGGGGAGAAUCAGCGGAGCGGCGCGGCCGAUCCAGGAGGCGGAAUUGGCGGACUCUACGGCUGGCCGUCGUCGCGGAUAGUUAGGGUUUCUCGAGCCACCGGCGGGAAGGACCGCCACAGCAAGGUCCUCACAUCGCGAGGGCUGAGAGACCGCCGCGUUCGAUUAUCGGUUAACACCGCCAUCGAAUUCUAUGAUUUGCAGGACCGAUUAGGCUACGAUCAGCCGAGCAAGGCGGUGGAGUGGCUGCUCGCGGCUGCGGCUAGCUCGAUUGCAGAGCUGCCGCCGAUCAAUUCCCCCUUUCAGCUCCCGGAUUCCGCGAUGGCGGCGGCGGGAAAAUCCUCUAUCGGUGGUAGCAGCAGCUCCGAGACCAGCAAGGGCUCGAUUGCCAGAUCUGAGAAGGCGGUUAAGGAAAAUGAGAAAGAGAAAGAGAAAUCUUCUUAUGUUGCUUCCUUCACCGAGCUAUUGAGCGGAGGCAAGGAUGCAUCCGAUGAGAAUUCCAACUUCUUUCCGAUGGAUUACUUCACCAGCGGUUUCUCAGCGGCAGCGGAGCUACAGCCACAUUUCUCAUUCCCCUCCGAUCAAUCGAGUAGUAGGGGGACCCUUCAGUCCAAUUCUUCACAAUUUCCUGCGAAAUUGUACGGCGGCGUAAACCAGCGCCAUUUUUAUCCCGGAUUGGAGUCGCGAUUGCAGCUCUACUACGGCGAUGGGGAUCAGGGAAGCGAUGGCAGAAAUGGUGGGCAGAAAGCAAAGACAAACCCUGAUUUCGGUCACUCUCAAAACAGCUGAUGUAGAGACAGUCAGACAGGAGAGGUAUAAGAGAAGCAGCCUAAUUUUGUAACCAGAAAAGACUCGUACUCUGUAGUGAGGCUCAAACUAUUUAUUUACAGAAAUUCUUGUUAUUUUAUCUAUAUAUUUUACGGGAAUUAUAUGCAUAUAUAUAACACAUCAAUAUUAUGCACACAAUAAUAUGUUUCAUAUCAAUACUUAAUACUACAACAAUAAUAUUUAUUUAUGUAAUGAUUUUUUAUGACAAUUUUAAACCAUCAAAUUAGAUCAAUGGUCUAGAAAGGUUCCUAGCUAAUAGGUAAAAAAUAUCUUGAUGGCCAUGUGUAUUGUCUAUCGAACUUUUCUUUGACAUAUACUCCACAUAUUGACAGUUAAUACUGCAACAAAUAUUUUGAGUUUCUAGAUAUUGAAUGGGAGAAUAGGCACAAAAAUUAGUUUUCAUUUUCUUUUCUUAGUUUUUUCUUAGUUUCAAUCUUCUGGUACAACGCUUGGUUAUUGAAUACUCCUACAUCAUAUUCUAUUUAGAAAUAUAUUCCCUCACUUUAUAUUACACAAGAAUCUUUUCACUAAAUGGGGUAAAGUCAUAUGCUCAUCUCAUUCUUGUGUAGGUUUGACAUCGUUCAAUACUCCUUCUCAAGUUUAGUAACAAGAUUACUGAUAGUUAUCUGUCAAGAACUUCUUCAAAACUCUUGAAAUUCGAUUGUUUAGUUAAAAUGUCUGUCAACUAUUCUUCUAACCGAAUAUAGAAAAAACUCUACCACUUCUCUCUUGAUCUUCUCCUUGAUGAAAUGCCUUAUCCACUUCAACGUGUUUUAUCUGAUCAAGUUGAACCAGAUUCUCUGAUAUGCUAAUUGCAGUCUUGUUGCGGCAAUAGAUUUGGCACGUAUGUGUAGGUGGAUCAAAUCUCUCUGAGUAGCUUCCUAAGCACAAUACUUCACUCAAAUCACUCUUUACUCCUCUAAGCUCAGCUUCAGCACUUGACAGCGAUACGACUUUUUGCUCCUUGCUUUGCCAAGUCACAAGGUUUCUAUCGACAAAUAUGAACUAAAAUCUGCAUCCGUGUACCUAUAUAUGUAUUUCCAAAUAUGCUCGUAUUUUUGGAACAAAA